Lampris incognitus (smalleye Pacific opah) is the source of this 4217-nucleotide messenger RNA. RefSeq names its product GTF2I repeat domain containing 1 (gene gtf2ird1). Gene Ontology annotation, molecular function: DNA-binding transcription factor activity. The coding region runs from base 240 to 3227 and encodes 995 amino acids. The record is from RefSeq and is a predicted model, not a curated record. The transcript has 27 exons. Lineage: Eukaryota; Metazoa; Chordata; Actinopteri; Lampriformes; Lampridae. Gene Ontology annotation, cellular component: nucleus.
GGUAUACUGGUCUGUUAAGGAAAAAGAGAAAGAAACAGAAUUAUACACAAAUAGUAGACGACAACAAAACAGAAACCCGAUAUUAAUGUUACGAUGCUUCAGAUUAUAAUGUUUGACGAGACGGCGCCGCUACAUUGUGGAUGGGAAUUGUGAGUGUUUCUGAUGGAUUAAAAACGGGGAAUAAACCUAUUUCGGGAUUGACAGUAGCAACAAGGAUAUUUAAUCGCUAAUUAAGAGGCAUGGCUCAGAUGAGGAAGUUGCCAUGUGAAGUCAUCAGGACCAACUCUCGGGCUGAGCAUUCAGUUCCCCUGGUGUCAGCCAGACAGGAGAUCCUCACCAGCCUGGUGUCAGCCCUAGACUCGGUGUGCAUGGCCAUGUCAAAACUCAAUGCUGAGGUGGCAUGUGUCACUGUGCAUGAGGACAGUGUAAUUGCUGUGGGCACAGAAAAGGGACGAGUGUUUCUUAAUUCAAGGAGGGAAAUUCAAACGGACUUCUACAAGUUUUGCCGUGUGCCCUGUUUGCAAACGGUGACUGCAGCAAAUACCCAUACCAAAGUCCAGGAAGGUGAGCUUAGCAAGCUGAAGGAGGGUGAUCACGGGAAACAGAGGGCUCCAUCAGAUGUCCAGUCUAACAUCUUUGUCCUGAGGAAGAUGGUAGAGGAAGUAUUCACAGUGCUUUACAGUGAGGCUUUGGGAAAAAGCAGCCUGGUCCCUGUGCCUUAUGAGUGGAUCCAGAAGGACCCCAGCUGUGUAGUCGCCCACGGCUUGCCGGAGGGAGUCCCUUUGAAGAAGCCCUCAGAGUACGAUACCAAGACACUGAUGAAGAUUCUCGAACAGAGCCACCGCAUUCAGUUCACAGUAAAAAGACCAACAGAAGAUCUGUCAAGAGAGAUCAAGUCCAGCACAGAAGUCAACCACAACUCUUCCUCCUCAGCAGUCAUGACACCAAGCAGCCAUGACCCUAGCAAAAACUCUGCCCAGGUAGCUGCAUCUUCAAGUCCUGGCUCUUCCAAUAACUCUGUGCUAUCUAGCUUCCUAUACGGCAUGCCCAUGUCCUCCAAGCCCCAUCCAGAUGGCAAGCUUGACCUUAAGCCUGUGUCCCUCCUUAACAUGGGCAAGGACAGAGUAGGCACCUGGGCAGCAGGGACAGACAAGGGUAUAUCUACCAAGGACAGUUCCAUCAAUGAUGAUACUGCAGGGCUGCAUGGAGAGCUGGGCCAGAGACCCCCUGGUGUUCACAUCUCCAAGAGGCUACUGUUUUCCAUAGUGCAUGAGAAAUCAGAAAAAUGGGAUGCUUUCAUUCGGGAAACGGAGGACAUUAACACGUUGAGAGAAUGUGUCCAGAUCUUGUUCAAUAGCAGAUAUGCUGAGGCCCUGGGUCUGGACCACAUGGUGCCUGUGCCCUACCGUAAGAUUGCGUGUGACCCGGGGGCAGUGGAGAUCAUCGGCAUCCCUGAUCAAAUUCCCUUCAAGAGGCCCUGCACCUAUGGAGUGCCCAAGCUCAAACGCAUCUUGGAUGAGCGCCACGGAAUUCGCUUUAUAGUCAAACGAAUGUUCGAUGAGAGGAUUUUCACUGCUGCUGGUAAGAUUGCCAAGGAGGAGGGCAAGCAUGACAUGAGCGCCACUCCUGAAGAUUGUUUCCCUGACAAUCUCAGUAUCCCGCCAUCUACAGUGGAGCUGAUCAGCAAUCCUCACAGCAGCCGAUCAACAAGUGCAUGUGUGAGUCCCUUAGCUGAUUUUGAAGCAGGGCCUUCAGGAGAUUGCAUUCCUCUGAAAAGGAUCAAAACAGAGCCUCCAGAUGGGGAAAUCAUCCAAGUGACAGUGCCAGAUGCUGGUAUGAUUGGGGAGGAUCACAGUGACUCUAAGGCCGAGCCGGUAGCCACUGCAAUGUGUUCAGCCACAGCCUCGCCCUCUGCUCCCCAUCAUCCCAUGGAGAACCACGCAGCUGAAGCUCUGUCACCCAAAACAGCCACCCAGGGCAUUAGAAGAUCCUCUGAAGGGAAUCCUGUUGAGGAUAUUGGUGAAAUGAUUCUCCAGCUGCGGCGGCAAGUGGAAAGCUUGUUCAGCAUUAAAUAUGCUGAAGCUCUAGGCCUACCUGAGCCAGCCAAGGUACCCUACUCCAAGUUCCAGAUGUACCCAGACGACCUGUAUGUCACCGGGUUGCCGGAGGGAAUCUCCCUCCGAAGACCAAACUGUUUUGGAGCUACAAAAUUGCGCAAAAUCCUGGCUGUUAGCAGCCAGAUCCAGUUUUUCAUCAAAAGACCUGAGCUGUUAACUGAGCAAGUAAAGCAAGAGAUGCCUUCCAUCCCUGCCUGUGAAUCAGAGCUGGAAUCCACAGAUAAAAUGACAGUGGCCGAGGAUACCUCAGCUGUAUCCAAGAGACCUGGCUUCUCAGACUGCCUGGAGGCCAAACUGUCCAGAGUGGACCUGGCUAACACGCUGCGAGAGCAGGUCCAGGACCUCUUCAAUAGGAAGUACGGUGAGGCAUUGGGCAUCAAAUAUCCCGUCCAAGUGCCUUACAAAAGAAUCAAGAGCAACCCGGGCUCAGUAAUCAUCGAGGGCCUUCCACCUGGCAUCCCCUUCAGGAAGCCCUGCACCUUCGGCUCCCAGAACCUGGAGCGGAUCCUAGCGGUGGCUGACAAGAUCUGCUUCACCAUCACAAGACCUUUCCAAGGACUUAUUCCAAAACCAGCACCAAGACGUAUCACUUUGCUAAAGAAGGCCUACGCUUCAAUAAACGAUGAUGAUGAUAUCAGCCGUAUGGGGGAAAAAGUGGUCCUUCGUGAGCAAGUGAAGGAGCUGUUUAACAAAAAAUAUGGUGAAGCCCUGGGCUUAGACCGGUCUGUGGUGGUCCCAUACAAACUAAUACGUGGCAGUCCGGAGUCCGUAGAAGUAAGUGGCCUUCCAGAUGAUGUUCCCUUCCGAAACCCCAACACCUACGACCUUGUCUGCCUAGAGAAGAUUCUCCAAGCCAGGGGUGAAAUCACAAUCAACAUCAAAAGCCAGUUACAGCCUUUUGCAGAAAUAUGCACCCAGGCUUGUAACACAGAGGGGAAAGAGGCCUCCACCAGUCGACGCAAGCGCAAGGGAGUCCAGGAGAGUGAUCGGGGGCCCGUGUCCCCUGACUUGGGGGUAUCAACCAAUCAGAUUCCAGUGAUGCAAUGGCCCAUGUACAUGGUGGACUAUAGCGGUGUUAACGUGCAAGUCCCGGGGAAAGUGAAAUACUGAAAGGCAAGAUCUCUCACUACAAAGGGAUUGAAAUUAGGAGUUUGUCCAAUUGAUUUUUAUUAUUGCUCCAUAUCAGACUUAACACUUUGCCUGAGUGCUAUGUAUCGUUAGAAAACUCCGCAGACUGAACUUGUAGAGGCCUGUAAGUUUGGUUUUGUGAAUGACGGUCCAGGUGGUGAGGAAUGGCAGAAUGUAUGUGCAUUGGAAUGUUACAGGGCAGGCACUUGGAUCGUUUUCUGUCCUCCAACUCGCCUGCACAGUGCUGGCAAGACAGCUAUCAAAUGUUUUUCUAUGAAAAGCUGGAAAGUUAUUACGAUAUCAGUUUUCGAAAUUUCCUAAAUAAUGUAUUUGCCCUCGCAGUUUUUCAUAAGUGUCCAUCCAUCAAGGUCAUGUUGGAUUCAACAUGGAAACAUUUGGUCACAAUAUGUUACUGACUACAGGCUUUGAUAACCUCGUUCCACAAUAUUCAGAUCUUUGUACUUUUUAUUUAUUAUAUUUAUUGAAAUAUCACAUUAUGUGCAGGGAUGUAAAAUACAUUAUUCUGUGAUAGAGGUCCUCAAGGAACCAUGAAAACACUAACAAAGAUGCUACUAGUAUAUGUAACUCAGUCAGUACAAGUAACCGCCAAAAUAGUCAACACCAACAUCAAGUGUCUUAAUUGGUUGUUGGGCCGACACAAGCCAUCAGGAAGUCAAGGAGACAAAAUGGACUUGAAAGUUUGCCUUUCAGCAGUAUAAAUUCCACUAUCCCAAUGGUAGGAAUUACCUGCAGUAAUAACAGCACUAGAGUUGAGACAUUUGGUUAUACUCUUUGCUCUUUUUAUGUUAGUAGCACAUUAACAAUAUGUAAGAUAUCUCAUAUAAGUCAAACUGAAUGUAACAUGUAAAAGAAAGAAUGGUAUGUGUAUUUCUGCAAUGACUGUCUCUGGACUAAUGAUAUUUAAUAUGCUGUACCUUAACGCCAAUUAGGCCUUUGAAAUAAAAUGUGUUG